This is a messenger RNA of Marmota flaviventris (yellow-bellied marmot), 1318 nucleotides long. It is a transcript of the gene Lmcd1, whose product is annotated as LIM and cysteine rich domains 1. Gene Ontology annotation, cellular component: nucleus. The record is from RefSeq and is a predicted model, not a curated record. NCBI's taxonomy places the organism in Eukaryota, Metazoa, Chordata, Mammalia, Rodentia, Sciuridae. Gene Ontology annotation, molecular function: transcription corepressor activity; zinc ion binding.
AGCUCCCCCCACCUGGGCCGGCGAACCUGGCCAUUCAGCCACCCGCUGUCGCUGCCGCGCGCCCUUGCGCCUCUGCCUGAGAAGCCAGGCGCUGCCUCUCCAUCCCAGACGAAGAUGGCAAAAGUGGCGAAGAACCUCAACCCACGCUUGCAAAAGAUGUCCCUGGGCCAGCAGCAGGCAGCACGAAGCGUGACUUGUCUGAGAUGUAAGGGGAUGUGCUCAGGCUUCGAGCCCCAUUCAUGGAGGAAAAUAUGCAAGUCGUGCAAAUGCAGUCAGGAGGACCACUGCCUAAGCUCCGACCUGGAAGACGAUCGGAAAAUCGGCCGCCUGCUGAUGGACUCCAAGUACUCCACCCUCACCGCCCGGGUGAAAGGCGGGGACGGCAUCCGGAUUUACAAGAGGAACCGGAUGAUCAUGACCAACCCCAUCGCCACCGGGAAAGAUCCCACUUUUGAUACCAUCACCUAUGAGUGGGCUCCCCCUGGAGUCACCCAGAAACUGGGCCUACAGUAUAUGGAACUCAUCCCCAAGGAGAAGCAGCCGGUGACAGGCACCGAGGGUGCCUACUACCGCCGCCGCCAGCUCAUGCACCAGCUCCCCAUCUACGACCAGGACCCCUCUCGCUGCCGUGGACUCUUGGAGAAUGAGCUGAAAGUGAUGGAAGAAUUUGUCAAGCAGUAUAAGAGCGAGGCCCUGGGUGUGGGAGAAGUGGCCCUCCCGGGCCAGGGCGGCUUGCCCAAGGAGGAGGGGAAGCAACAGGAAAAGCCAGAGGGCACAGAGGCCGCGCCCACCACCAACGGCAGCCUGGGCGACCCAUCCAAGGAGGUGGAAUACUUCUGUGAGCUCUGCAAGGGAGCAGCCCCGGCCGACAGCCCUGUGGUCUACUCAGACAGGGCAGGCUACAGCAAGCAGUGGCACCCAGCCUGCUUCGUGUGUGUCAAGUGCUCCGAGCCGCUGGUGGACCUCAUCUACUUCUGGAAGGACGGUGCACCCUGGUGUGGCCGUCACUACUGCGAGAGCCUGCGGCCCCGGUGCUCUGGCUGCGAUGAGAUCAUCUUCUCAGAGGACUACCAGCGUGUGGAGGAUCUGGCCUGGCACCGGAAGCACUUUGUCUGUGAGGGCUGUGAGCAACUGCUGAGUGGCCGGGCCUACAUCGUCACCAAGGGCCAGCUCCUGUGCCCCACUUGCAGCAAGUCCAAACGCUCCUGAGGGGCAGCCCGCCCACAGCCAGAAACUACCAGGUCCCUCUGAGAAGCCGAGGCCAUCCUCAGGAGCAGAUGGGACAACCAGGAAGGAACAUAAACAGUGAUUUCAUUUU